AUGUCGGAAUCUCAUCGAGAUCAUAAUAAAUCGUCAAAUACAUCUUCAAAUAAAAAUUAUCGAAAUAGUAAAGAUGAAAUUGAACGAUAUACUAAUCGAAAACGAACACAUCUUGAAAUGGAAAAUAUUGAUGCAAAAGUUUAUGUUGGCAAUGUUUUAACUGAAAAAGUAACUGAUGAUGAAUUAUUAAAUUUUUUUAAACCAUUUGGUAAAAUUGCAGACAUACGAGUAUUUAAAGAUCACAUAUUCGUGCAAUAUAAUCGAAUUGAUGAUGCAAAAAAAUUAAUUAAAGAAGCACAAAUACCUUUAAUACUCAAAGGAAAAAAACUUGAUGUUUUACCAGCAAGAGAUGUUAGGUCAACAAGCACAAAAUCAUCAUCAUCAUCAUCAACAGAACGAUCAUCAAAAAGAAGUCAUGAAAUAAAUUUUCAUCAACAUUCAUCGAAUUAUGAAACAUCUCGAAGAAAAUUUGCAACACGUACAAGAUCAAAUUUUAAAACUGAAACUGAUCGAAUUGGAACGGAAAUCAAUGAUCGUAUGGACAUAUCAACAACAAGGCCUGAUCCUUGUCGAUCUAAUAAUGAUACAAUAUCUCGAAAUAAUCAAUUACCUUAUACAAUUUUAACAGGACCAAAAAAUUCGAAUGAUUUUGUUGAUUGUCAAAUAAUUAUUGUUAAUAUUCGACAAAGAAUUUAUGCUGAAGAAAUUGAAUCUCGUCUUUGUUCUCAUGGUCUUAUUACAUCAAUAAUACUUCUUCGAGAAGAUUAUACUUUAACAGAAGCUAUUGAGAAUGCUGCUCGUUUACAAUGUUUAUAUGGAAUUAUUGCAAUGCCUAUGCAUGAAGAACGACGUACUGCAUCUUUUCAUAUUUUAUAUGGACAAACAGAAGAACAUCGUAAUUUAACAUUGGACGAUGGUAUUCAUAUAAUAAUAACAAAUUUUAUGUCAUAUAAAGAACGUCUUCAUAAUGAAGAAAUAAAUUCAUAUCAUGAAAAUAAUAAUUCAAUUGGUUAUUCUCAAUCAAAUCCGUCCUAUGCAUAUUCUCGUCAAUCAAGUAAUCUUACUCAAGAAGAAAUAACUCCACCAGUAUUAAAUCUUGGUGAUAGAUUACCAUUAUCAAUGUUAUUAUGUCUUUUGGCUGAUGGAAGACAAUUAACAUUAGAAGAAAUAGACCGCGUACUUGUUUAUUUACUUGAAAAAAAAGCUAAAAUGUUAACAUUACCUUCGGGUACAUUACCACCAUUACCUGCUCAAUAUGCAGCAAUGAACACAUUUAAUCAUCAAACAGGUGCUUUGAGUUUUUUUUUUGCUUUUUUAUUUUUUAAUGAAACAAUUUUUAAAGUCAGAUACUCCAUAAUAGAAUAA
Messenger RNA from Rotaria sp. Silwood1, 1365 nucleotides. NCBI's taxonomy places the organism in Eukaryota, Metazoa, Rotifera, Eurotatoria, Philodinida, Philodinidae. The record is from the annotation of a GenBank genome assembly.